ACUCUUAUGUCAAAAAUUCGUCGUCUGAAUUUUUCAAAAAGAUGGCGAGUUUCGAGAAAUUCGAACCCAUAUUCGGAGAAGUAGUACCCGAACGAUCGGAUCCGGGUUCGGGUCUUCUCCGACGAUGUCUCUUCCACGUCUACGCUUCCGAUUCGUAUAACUUAACAGUCCAUGUCACUGACUUCGUCUCCGGCGUCUGGACGACGAUCCUCUCCGUCUCGAAGCUAGAUGAUAUGAGGGAUACUGUUGGGAUUGGUGGUUCGUGGUCUGAGUUCGUCGAUUAUACUGUAGCUUCUUUGAAAUCAGACAAUGUGAAGCUUCUUCUCCUUGGACCAAAUUCAGUUUCUAAUGGUGUUGAGAUUGCGCGAUUAGUUUCUCAGAAGGCCAAAGGAAUGCCUCGCAUAAUAGUACCUCUAACAAAGAUGGUGGACUCAUCUGCUGCUGCUAGUGAGGCAAUGGCUAAUCUGUCUUUCGAGUUGUUCAGAGCAUUCAAGAGCAAGCAGCACCUACAAGGAGAAGUUAGUUCGUCAGCUGCAGCAACUCAUGAAAAGGAUAAGAGGGACGGUACCUAUAACUUCUCUGGAAAGUUAGAUGUUAUGGCUCCAUCAACAGAUAACCAGCAAGACUCUCCCGCCAAGAAAUCUGCCCGAGAAGCUAACACAGCAAAACCUGUUAAACGAGUUCCUGCUCACCGAAGGUAUAUACAUAUCAUAUCCUAUUUAAAUCUCAUGCAACUUCCAUAUUAGUAACGAGUUCCUGCUCACUGAAUCGCCUGGGAUGUAUGCUUAUGCUGAUGAUAAUUUCUCAGGUCCUUUUUUCUCCUCUUUUGGUGAUUCGAUUUUGUUAAAAGAAUCUGUAAGGGCAACGUACAUACUAUAAGCAAUUUUUAAAAGAUGAAAUAGAAAUAAAGUUGAAUCUUCCUUGGUAUCAUUUAUUCAUUCAUAUCUGCUGUAUCAAAUUAUAUGAACUAAUCAUUUACACCACAUACCAGUUCAGACCAAUACAAAUAUUAUACA
Camelina sativa (false flax) is the source of this 1016-nucleotide messenger RNA. RefSeq lists its product as uncharacterized. Lineage: Eukaryota; Viridiplantae; Streptophyta; Magnoliopsida; Brassicales; Brassicaceae. The record is from RefSeq and is a predicted model, not a curated record.